Messenger RNA from Alosa alosa (allis shad), 6858 nucleotides. RefSeq names its product forkhead box P2 (gene foxp2). Gene Ontology annotation, cellular component: nucleus. Lineage: Eukaryota; Metazoa; Chordata; Actinopteri; Clupeiformes; Clupeidae. The transcript has 20 exons. Bases 452 to 2674 code for a protein of 740 amino acids. Gene Ontology annotation, molecular function: RNA polymerase II cis-regulatory region sequence-specific DNA binding; DNA-binding transcription repressor activity, RNA polymerase II-specific. Gene Ontology annotation, biological process: regulation of transcription by RNA polymerase II. The record is from RefSeq and is a predicted model, not a curated record.
UCUUGGCAUUGCGCGUCAUGCGAGAGCAUUCUAGCAGGACGGAGUGUACUGCUGUUUCUGUUGCAUGAGUAAUAACAGCAGCGGCACACUGACUGAAGACAGCAGCACGGCUACGCGGGCAUCUCCGAGCGGAGGAAUAUCGCAGCUUUUAUUUACUCAGCGCCUUGUUGUUCAUUUUUCUACUUUAUGAUUGACUCGUACCUUCACGUGUGAAGCUUGCAUAACUGUGCAACCUACAUAGACUUCUUAAUUUCUUCUUGCCCUCGUUGUUGACGGAGGCAGAAAGCUACUUCUCUGUUUUUGAUCAUCCUCGCCUCUGGUCUCCGCGUGUUCCUGUGACGGACACUACUGGCAAGUUUCUCCCCCAAGGGACGAAAUAUGGAAUGGCAGUUGCCAUAACGGAAGGCAGAACAAGCGUAUUCUGAAGUCCAGGAAAAGUGGUUUGUAAAUCAUGAUGCAAGAGACGGCCACAGAGACAAUAAGCAACAGUUCACUGAGUCAAAAUGGAUUGAGCAACCUAAGCAACCAAUUAGAUGCUGGCGCGCGCGACGGCAGACUGAGCACUGACACAAGCGGGGAUGUGAGCACAGUCGAGCUGCUGCAUCUCCAACAACAGCAGGCCCUACAAGCAGCAAGGCAAUUACUCCUCCAUCAGUCAGGCAGCGGCCUGAAGUCUCCAAAGAACAACGACAAACAGCGUCCACUGCAGGUGCCAGUGUCUGUGGCCAUGAUGAGUCCACAGGUGAUGACCCCCCAGCAGAUGCAGCAGAUCCUCCAGCAGCAGGUCCUCUCCCCACAGCAGCUACAAGCCCUCCUGCAGCAGCAGCAAGCCGUCAUGCUGCAGCAGGUAACAUACGCACACAAGCAGCAACAUCUGCAGGAGUUUUAUAAGAAGCAGCAGGAGCAGCUUCACCUUCAGCUUCUGCAGCAGCAGCACCCGGGCAAGCAGUCCAAAGAGCAACAGCAGCAGCAGCAGCAGCUGGCGGCCCAGCAGCUCGUGUUCCAGCAGCAGCUCCUGCAGAUGCAGCAGCUCCAGCAGCAGCAGCACCUGCUCAACAUGCAGCGGCAGGGCCUCCUGACCAUGCCGCCCGGACAGGCCGCCCUCCCCGGACAGACCCUGCCCCCGCCAGCAGGCCUAAGUCCAGCCGAGCUGCAGCAGCUGUGGAAGGACGUGACUGGCGGUCACAACAUGGAGGACAACGGACAUAAGCACAGCAGCAGAGGCAACAGCGGCGGGGAGAGGAUCAGCGUCAGCAGCGGUGAUGGCGGCGGUGGCGGCCUGGACCUCACCACCUCCAACUCCACCUCCACUACCUCCUCCACCACGUCCAAAGCCUCGCCACCCAUCUCCCACCUCAGUCUCGCCAACGGCCAGUCCCCGGCUCUCAGCUCCCGGAGAGAGAGCUCCUUGCAUGAGGAGACAGGGGCCGCUCACUGUCUCUAUGGUCACGGAGUGUGCAAGUGGCCCGGAUGUGAAAGCGUCUGCGAAGACUUUGGACAGUUCUUGAAGCACCUUAACAGUGAGCAUGCUCUCGACGACAGAAGCACAGCACAGUGUCGAGUCCAGAUGCAGGUUGUUCAACAACUAGAAAUACAGCUUUCUAAAGAACGUGAGCGUCUUCAGGCGAUGAUGGCCCACUUACACAUGCGACCCUCUGAGCCAAAGCCGUCUCCCAAACCUCUGAACCUGGUUUCGAGCGUCACCAUGUCCAAGAACCUGCCGUCGGUGUCCCCGCCCACCCUACCUCAGACGCCCACCACGCCCACGGCGCCCAUCACGCCACUCUCCCAGAUGUCCCAGGUGCCGUCCGUACUCAGCCCCGCCAACGUGCCCAGCAUGGGCGCCAUGCGCCGCCGCCACUCCGACAAGUACGCCACCAUGCCCCUGUCAGGUGGUGACAAAGUAUUUACUUUUCCAGAGAUUGCCCCAAACUACGAGUUUUAUAAGAACGCCGAUGUGAGGCCGCCCUUCACGUACGCAACCCUUAUUAGACAGGCGAUCAUGGACUCCAACGACAUGCAGCUCACUCUUAAUGAGAUUUACAGCUGGUUCACGCGCACCUUUGCCUACUUCCGCCGCAAUGCUGCCACCUGGAAGAAUGCAGUGCGUCACAACCUCAGCCUGCACAAGUGUUUUGUGCGUGUGGAGAACGUCAAAGGGGCCGUGUGGACAGUGGACGAGAUGGAAUACCAGAAGAGGCGCUCCCAAAAGAUCACAGGGAGCCCCACGCUGGUGAAGAACCUGCCCUCCAGCCUGGGCUACGGAGCUGCUCUAAACGCCAGCCUGCAGUUACAGUUUUUCAGUGUCUCUGCUGCUGCGUUGGCGGAGACGUCCAUGCCCUCGCUGCUGGGGGGCGCCGGCCUGCUGACCAGCAGCUCGGCGGGGCCUCUGGCCGGCAGCCCCCCGAUCCUGAUGAGCGCCAGCCCGCCCAGCCUGCCCCUGCCCACCCACGAGGAGCUCAACGGCACGCUAGAGCACCUGGACACCAACGGACACACCAGCCCCGGGUACUCCCCGCAGACUCACCUGUCCUCUAUCCACGUCAAGGAGGAGCCACUCAACAUGGAUGACGACGACUGUCCGAUGUCGCUGGUGACGACAGCCAAUCACAGUCCAGAGCUGGAGGAGGAUCGUGAGCUGGAGGAGGGCAACCUAUCGGAGGACCUGGAGUGAUGGAUGAGCCCCACCUUUUCAACCCUUCUCAGUAUAACAAACCACACCAAUUAUGUCUGUCCAGAUUAGCCACAAGGCCACGUCCAUAGAACAAACCCCCCUUCCCCGUCUCAAACCACUCUGUUACCAAAACAAGCCCAGGAGAUUGGAGGUCAGACUAUUUAUUGAGCAUGUGUCCAGGAAGAAAGAGAAACGGCCCAAAGAAACUCUUUACUGAAGCCUCCGGGAGUCAGUAAGAACCAGCAUGAGAUGUCUGGUUGUUUUUUGGGGGGAAAAACAAACAAACUGUACAAAGCAGACAAAACAAAAAACAAUACAAAACAAACACACACUACAAAGAAAAAAAAAAGACUUUUUUUUGUUUCCGUCUCUCGAGCGAGCAGCUUGGACAACAUCAGGCUGGAGAAACAAGCAAACACAGGCACACAAGCGGUGCGGACGUUUUUAAAAAAACUCACAAGGAUUCCAAACGACCGAGCCUGACUUAUAUAAAAAAUAAUGGCCUCAUGUACUGCCAAAAAAGAAGACAUUUUAUGUUUGUGAAUAUCCCACCUGCAGUAGUUGUUGAUGUUAGAGACAAUUGCUGGUUCAAUUUAAAUUGUUCUGUUUUCAUUUGCACAGGAGUAGUAUCAGAUAUUAAUGUCACUGCCUGUACGUUGCUUCAGAAAGUUUUAAAAACAUUGUUUUUUGUUAUCGUUUCAGUUCUUUUUCUUAACCAUGCCUUUCGGAUAUUUUUGUUGUCCUUUUUUUUGUUGAGUUACAAAAGAAGCGCCAACUGUAAAUUCCCAUUUCUGAAUUCUCAAAGAGAGAAACACCACACGGUUUCACGACUGUUGCAGCUGUCCAAAAAAAAAAAACCAGAAAAGAAAAAGAAAGAAAAAAAAAUAGGUCUCUAUCUUUGUGCUGGGACGUGACGUGAUAAGUUGAGAUGUAACUGUUUGUGAGUACCACGCUACUAGAAGAAGGAAAAAAAAAAACGAAACCAAGAAAAAAAUGGCUUAGGGAUGCAUUUCUGCGUAUUCUUCUACCGUUGUCUUUUACCUCCUCUUUGGAAAAGCUUUGUCUACCUGCAAACAGUCACAGGCAACAGCUGCAAACCAAAGCCUACACUAUCAAUGGCCAAUAGAUUAGUCAGAAGGUACACCUUCUGUAACUUUAACCUAUUACAAAGAGAAGCUUUUUUUGUUUGUCUGCUAACUACCUUUGAUGAACCUCUGGGAUUGUCUCUAAUACCCUGUACAAAGAUUUUCGGACAGAGGAGCCGAUUUUAAAUGUAUAAUUUGAUGAGGAGUCGUAGAGGGUCCACUUUUGGGAGGGAGUUAUAUUGUGUGUAUUAGGGGAGGGGAAUUGUUGUCGUCUAGCCGAAGGUACAUAUUGGGAACCAUUAAUGAGCAGCUAUAGAUGGACCAUGACCAAAACUAAUAUUUGUGUAUCAGUGGAAGUACAAAAAACAUGUUGUUGUUGAUGUUGUUGCUGUGGAGAUAUUUUUUUUUUUUUUUUUUCUGUAUCACUUUUUAAUUUGUAAUUUUUUUAUUUUUCUAACUUUAUUCUUUGUUUUUGAUCACUUGUGUUGCCAUUGUGUUAUUGUUUUUCUAGUGAAUGUGUACUGUUCUGUGGGACUGUCAAUGAAACGUCACGUCUUUCUAUCGCCAUUCUGCCAGCGUAGGGCUGGUCGAGCGCAAAACCGAAACUGAAAAAAAAAACAUUGUAACCAAACAUUUUAUGAUAUCUAGAUAAGCCAAAAAAUCAAUUUUCUCAAGUUGUGGUAAGACGCGAUGUGGCUUGGUCAUUGUGUAAAAGCAAAUAAUAAUAGCCAUUAUAGCGAGGGUUCCAGAGGAAGAAAAAUACAAUUCUUUUCUAGGUGAUUUUUGCUUCAUAGCACGACAUUGAGCUCUGUCUGUAUAAACCAGCCUGUCGACUGCGGAGACUCACCCUCUGUCAGCUGUGAGGCCUCAUGUCAUGUUUGAGGUAAAGGAACAGGUUGAUACGUACAUGUAGCUGUGGUUGCGGUAUGGUUUUUCUAUGUAGCGAAUAUCAUCUAGAAAAGUGCACGUCGCUUUAACACUCACGUUUCUUCAGUCAAACCAAAGUAACACAAAUUCUGCCUCUACGUAUACGUGAUAGAACUGCUUCAACUGUGCACCAGAUCGAAAUCUCGCACGCAGUCCAGUUAGAUAUUUUUUGUUUAUUUACUUUAAUUCUUUUUUUUUCCUUUAGCUUUUUUCAUUUUUCUCUUUUUAGUCUGCCGACUUUCCCGGUCCUCAUUCAUGGCCAACUACCAAUGCAGAAGGGUGUCUACAACCUAAAAAUGCUUUGUAUUGUAUUUACAAUAUUGAUGUGUGUCUACUUUAAAUGUAUGGGGAAAUUCCGUGCAUAUGUUUGAUUUCCAGUGUGGUGCCACAGUCAAGAGGUUUGAUGAUAGAGCUUAGUGUGAGUGUGCACACACACACAAACACACACACACACACACACACACACACAUACACACACACACAGGCACUUAUACACACAGGCAAUUGUGUACUUAUAAAGUACACAAAUAUAAAUGCACACUUACACAUGCACACAUACAGACACACACACAGACACACACACACACACGCACACAUACACACCAGUUCCACUCAAAGACGGAGCUGGGCCCAGGAACAAAGCUUAUUCCUCCCGAUUUGCUGGAGUCAGCGAAUCGACUUGAAAACGACGUUCAUAAUAAUCUUAUCACACCAAAUAUACGGACGCCGUGUCUUUCAAAUAAAAAAAGGAAGGCUUUCUCCCACCCACUUACCCAAAAAAAAGGCUUUCUAAAGAAAAAAAGGUUCUACCUCUGCACAACGAUAUAUAAUUUUUUUUUUUCUUUCCCAACAAUUACGUCAGAUUGCACGUCUAACCCGAACGCCACAAGAGCUCUCUUUCUUCACUCUGCUCUCUCUCUGCUCUUCUGGGCUGGUCUCCAUGGACACGGCCGUCAGGCGGUUUACAUUCCCUGUGUCAGACCUGGCAGAUUUGCUUUGUGAAAAGUUGUCCUCGAACAUUUGUAGAAUGAUUAUGUAAAAAAAAAAAAAAAAAAAAAACUCGACCUGUAAGGGGAUAUUGUGUUUAAAAAAAUGCAUGUCUAAACUCAUUUGGUGGACUGGAAAAAGCAUCUAAAUGUGAAGCAUUGGGAUGGUGGCCUACUGUUAGCGUACCAUGCAUAUGAAUGCAUACCUCAGCUGUGUUGCUUUGGAAAGGACAAAAAUGACUCUACCACAGAAUGCAUAUAACCUGUAGAUUUUGCAUGGGUUUUGUAAAAAUGAACAAAAAAAAUAUUAAAAAAGACAAAAAAAGAAAAAAAGUCUAAAAUAGUUGCUUGCACACAAUACCAGGAAGACCUCCAGAAAUGCAGUCUGCUCCCUCUCUAGAUAUUAGGAUUGUCUGGGAUUCUUCUGGGAUGAUUCGUCUGUAUUUUGAUAAUUGUGCAUAUUAUGUAUAAAAAAACAUUGUUGGUGGACCCAUACAAAUUUACCAGACAUUUUUUUUCUAAGCUGAGAAAAAAAAAGAAAUCAGUGUUUCUUUUCUGAGUUUCAUGAAAGAUUUUUGUUCUGUUCUCUCUCUCUCCCUCUCUCUCUCUCCCUCUCUCUCUCUCUCUCUCUCUCUCCCUCUCUCUCCCUCUCUCUCUCUCUCUCCUCUCUCUCUCUCUCUCUCUCUCUCUUUUGCUUGCUAAGACUAGCAACCCUGCUUUCUUUCUGCACCUGCUUUGCGUAGCUGUAAGGCUUUAAACUAAUGUGUGUAUUUAUUGCUUGUACCUCUGUGAAUACGUUAUGAAGCAUCAUGUCUGGCCGUUGAGUCUCAUAUCCUUUCUACUCUCUAAUAAUCGGGAAAAUGAUCCCCUGUGUAUACAGUAAAUUGGAACUGUAGCAAAAAAUGUUUAUGUAAUUGGUGAAUAACUUUUUUUAAUCGGUCUUUAUAUUUUUUUGUUUUGUUUUGUUUGAUUGUUUUCAUUCUCUUGUUUUCAUUUUUUUAUUUUGUUUUGAUUGAGGGUAACUCAUUUUUGAUACUUUUCAUUACCGUGUACUGUGUCCAUAUGUUUAAGAUAGGAGAGUAGAGGUCAUCAUUGAGAGUCGUAAAAAAAAAAAACAAGCUGUUAUUAUUUUCUGUAUCCAUGGCUUUUUUUCACUGCUGAAGAAAAAUAAAGGACCAAAACUUAG